This is a messenger RNA of Paramecium sonneborni, 674 nucleotides long. The record is from the annotation of a GenBank genome assembly. NCBI's taxonomy places the organism in Eukaryota, Ciliophora, Oligohymenophorea, Peniculida, Parameciidae.
AUGUCUUAAGUGAUAUUUUAAUAAAAUGAGAUUGCUUAUUUAAGGCUGAUAGAUGAAUUUAAUACUGCUUAUUAAUAAUAUUCUCUUACUUAAUCUAAAGUGGGUACAUUAGAGAAGUUAAAAUCAAAGUUACAAUAAGCAGAAUAGAAAGUAUAAAUAGUUAUCUAUGAUUUAGUUGAAAUUUAUGUAAAUCGAAUUUAAAUCAUGUGAAUCUACUUUAAAAGCUGAAUUAACACCAAAAAUGAAGCAACAUUAAAUGAGCUAUGUAAACUCUUAGUAAAAAUUAAAAUCUAUUGAAUAAUCAAAAAUUUAAGAGCAGAUUUAACCAUCCUUCGAUUUAGACACCAGAAAGAGAAUAGAAAAUAAUACUAAUUAAUUAGAAUCACAAACCAAUCAAUUAGAAAAUUAUAACAAAACAUUAACAAAUACUGUUGAAUUGUAGGAUGGAAUAAUGGGCGAUCUUAAAAAAUAAAAGGAAAAACUAUUGGCUGCUCAUGAAGAUGUAUCAUAAAGUUGAAAUUAUUAAGACAAAUGUAAUUCGUUCUGAUGUUAAAGAGACUGGAAGAUAUGUUAGACUUAUGUCGAACAGAGAGCUUUUCAGCAAAAUGAUUAAAUUAGGAUUGAUUGGUGUCUUAGCAAUUGGGAAUAUACUUUUGAUAUACUAUAAAAUAUGA